AUGCCCUGUUCGUUGUCGACUGAUAGUGUUUGUAAGAAGAACGGGAAGUGCAAGAAACGGUUUACGAAGGAAUUUUCACCAGCAACUCUUGAAGGCGGGGAUUCAUAUCCAAUCUAUCGAAGGCGAGAUGAUGGUAGAGAAGUUACACUCCAUAAUGGGAAAGUGGUGAAUAACAGUUGGGUCGUUCCGUAUAAUCCAUGGCUUUUAAAGAAGUACGACUACCAUAUAAAUGUUGAGGUUUGCUCAAGUGUGAAAUCUGUGAAGUAUUUGUACAAGUAUGUUUGGAAGGGGGUAGAUUGUAUCUGCAUGGAGGUUUCAAGCGAGAAGGGCUUUGAAGAUGAGAUCAAGCAUUUUGUAGAUGCUCGCUGGGUCUGCCCGCAAGAAGCUCUUUGGAGAAUAUACAAGUAUCAGAUGAAUAAGAUUUCUCCACCCGUUGUCUCAUUACAAAUACAUCUCAAGGAUCAACAAAAGAUUUUACUUUCCGAAGGGCGAACUGUGCGAGCUCGCACUGACAAUUACUAUUUGAGACUUUUGCUGAAUAAUGUAAGGGGCCCAACCUCUUUUGAGGACCUGCUAAAGGUAGGUUCUGUUACCUUUUCGACGUACAGAGAAGUGGUGCAGCAUCUUGGUUUGUUAGAAAGUGACACUGCCAUGCGUGAUACACUUCUUGAAGCAACACAACUGCAGAUGCCUUCGUCUUUGAGAAGGCUUUUCUGCACGUUGUUAGCCCUAUGGAACCCAACCGGAGUUCGUGAAUUGUGGGAUGAAUUUCUUCCGCACCUGAUUGAAGAUCACCUCGGUUCCAACACAGGACAAGGUGCUAUUCAUCUUCUGUUGCGGGAACUUACUUUUACUCUUGGUCCAGAUUUAAUGAAGAAAUAUGAAUUCCCAGCCAUCACCGAAGACGUAGGUACUUCAGGAACAAAUGAUUUGGUCAUGGAAGAAAAAUCAAUUCUUAUUCCUCCAGAAGAUUUGUCGGUUAUUGGCAGGCUAAACAAUGACCAGAGGCAUGCAUUUGACAGGGUAGUGAAAUCUGUUUAUCGCCGCGAAAAUUCUAUAUUCUUUAUUGAUGGUCCGGGUGGUUCAGGGAAAACUUUCUUGUACCGGGCGAUACUGGCCUAUCUAAUAACUGAAGGACAUAUUGCAAUUGCAAGGGCGACGUCAGGAAUUGCUGCAACCAUGAUGCCAGCAGAUCUCAUUCGGAAGGCCAGCUUGAUUAUUUGGGACGAAGCAACAAUGGAAAACCGAUAUGCAUUUGAAGCUUUAGAUCGGACUUUAAGAGAUGUAACUAAGGUCGAGCAACCGUUUGGAGGUAAGAUUUUGGUUUUGGGUGGUGAUUUUCGUCAAGUGUUGCCUGUAAUUGAACGUGGCACCCGAGCACAGGCAAUAAGUGCAUGCUUAACCAAUGCAAAAUUCUGGAAGGAUGUAAAGGUAAUUCAUCUCAAAGAAAACAUGCGUUCAAGGUUGGAUCCAGACUUCUCAGAAUUCUGGCUUCGCAUUGGAGAUGGAGUUGAGCCUUAUGUUAUGGAAGACAUAAUGAAACUUCCAGAGGAUAUUGUGUUGGAAUGGGAUGGAGAGCAGGAUGUAGAAGAUUGA
Molecule: messenger RNA, 1596 nt
Organism: Papaver somniferum (opium poppy)
Lineage: Eukaryota; Viridiplantae; Streptophyta; Magnoliopsida; Ranunculales; Papaveraceae
Exons: 4
Coding region: 1-1596 (531 amino acids)
Biological process (GO): DNA repair; telomere maintenance
Molecular function (GO): DNA helicase activity
Source: RefSeq, a predicted model, not a curated record